CACAUUGCAAUUCAAGCACGUUUCUUCUGGCCCAGUGAGGCUUCCGUCGUACAAGCAUAUGACAACAGAAGGUCAAAGAUGGCAGCCUCCGUCAAAAGGCUCGAAAAAUGUCUGUUUCCUGCAAAGUUGUUAAGAAACUUACAGCUCCGGGAUGAACGAUUCUUGUCCACAUCUGCGUGUCAUCUGGCUGCGGUUCCACCAAAAUUCACCCCUCCGACCAAGCCUGUCAUUAUUGACAAAACGCAGAAUGUGGCAGCUCUGCGGAAGUUCCUGAGCCCAGAAUUCAUCCCACCACGUCAGAGGACAAACCCGGUUAAGUUUCACAUAGAAAGGAAAGACAUGAUCCGCAGGAGAUCCGUGAUCAACCUUCCUGAAUUCUACGCGGGCAGCAUACUUGCCGUGACCAUGGCUGACCCCAAUGCCAGUGGCAAAUCAAAUCGCUUUGUUGGCAUAUGCAUCCAGAGGGGAGGCAAGGGUCUCGGAGCAACAUUUGUCCUGAGGAACAUCGUAAACAGUCAAGGUGUGGAGAUCUGCUACGAACUGUACAACCCGCGCAUUCAGGAGAUCCAGGUGCUGAAGCUGGAGAAGCGGCUGGAUGACAACCUGAUGUACCUGAGAGACGCCUUGCCCGAGUACAGCACCGUGGAUCCGGAAAUGAAGACUGUGCCCAUCUCUCCAACUGGAGAGGUGCCGGUAAACACGCUUAAAGUGAAAAUGCGCCCGAAGCCAUGGUCCAAACGCUGGGAGCGGCCCAAGUUCGACAUCCGGGGCAUCCGCUUCGACCUGUACCUGUCGCCGGACAAGAUGGAGGAAGCGCAGAAGUGGGCAAAGCCUUGGCAGGAGUACGACAUGCUGCGGGAGUACGACACCUCCGAGAUCGAGGAGCAGAUCUCCGGCGAGAUUCAGCAGGAGACUAGCAAAUUGAAAAGCACCUGAAGACUCAUAAAACUGGACUAAGAUUUUAUUUUUUUUUUUUGCUUAAAGUCUCUUCAUACUUUACAUAUUCAGAUGCUGUAUAAUAAACGCCACAAAUAGCAAAA
Messenger RNA from Syngnathus acus (greater pipefish), 1040 nucleotides. It is a transcript of the gene mrpl19, whose product is annotated as mitochondrial ribosomal protein L19. The record is from RefSeq and is a predicted model, not a curated record. NCBI's taxonomy places the organism in Eukaryota, Metazoa, Chordata, Actinopteri, Syngnathiformes, Syngnathidae. The transcript has 6 exons. Gene Ontology annotation, molecular function: structural constituent of ribosome. Bases 79 to 936 code for a protein of 285 amino acids. Gene Ontology annotation, biological process: translation. Gene Ontology annotation, cellular component: mitochondrial large ribosomal subunit; ribosome.